Messenger RNA from Sorghum bicolor (sorghum), 1567 nucleotides. RefSeq names its product dual specificity protein phosphatase 12. Gene Ontology annotation, molecular function: protein tyrosine/serine/threonine phosphatase activity. Gene Ontology annotation, biological process: protein dephosphorylation. The record is from RefSeq and is a predicted model, not a curated record. Bases 104 to 1168 code for a protein of 354 amino acids. The transcript has 6 exons. NCBI's taxonomy places the organism in Eukaryota, Viridiplantae, Streptophyta, Magnoliopsida, Poales, Poaceae.
AUGAUUCUUUGAAAAAGAAAAACUAGGUCUUCCACUCUUCCUCCACUCGGCAGAUUUCACUGACUCCCACCGGCGGUCUCCGCCUCCUCCGCCGGCCGCCGCCAUGCCGCACCUCGUCCGCGAGCGGCUCUACUUCGGCGACAUCAAAGACGCCAUCGCCGCCCUCACGGAGUCGUCCCCCACGCCGCACUUCACCCACGUCCUCUCCGUGGUCAGCUCCGCCUCCAUCUCCUUCAUCACCGACUGCCGCCCAGGCCCCUCGAUUCCCACCGAGGAGGUCCGCCGCGUCGUCGCCGGCGAGAAGGGCGCGCCGCCGACCGCAGCCGUGGCCCCCGGGACGCUGAUGCGGGUGGUGGAGCGCGCGGGCCAGGGGCUGCGGGUCACGCGCAUGGCCGUGCCGCUGCGGGACACCGAGGAGGAGGACCUGCUCGACCGCCUCGAGCCCUGCCUUGAUUUCAUCGAUGAGGGCAGGAAGGUCGGGAAUGUGCUCGUACAUUGCUUUGCUGGGGUGUCGAGGAGUGCUUCCAUCAUUGUUGCUUACCUUAUGAGAUCAGAACAGAAAUCUCUUGAAGAUGCAUUAGAAGCUUUGAAGGAGAUUUCAGAGUCGGCAUGCCCGAACGAUGGCUUUCUUGACCAGCUGAAAUUAUUUGAAGAAAUGGGCUUCAAAGUUGACACUUCAAGUCCUUUGUACAAGAAAUUCCGCUUAAAAGUGUUAGGUCAAUCCUACAAAUUUGGGGAGAAAAUAAGCAGCUAUAUGUUUGAAGAUGACCCUGGCCUUUCUCCACAGUCUGGCUCUUGUCAAGAUUCUUCAAAGGUUGAGCAACGUAAAACAGCUUACCGCUGCAGGAAAUGCAGGAGAGUUAUUGCUGUAGAGGACAAUGUUGUAAGUCAUGUUCCUGGUGAGGGUGAAUCUUGCUUUGAUUGGAACCGAAGGAAGAGUGGUCAUCCAUACAACAACAAAGAACAAGAUUGCUCAUCUUUGUUCGUUGAACCUCUGAAAUGGAUGACUCCAGUAGAAGACGGUGCUUUGGAAGGAAAGCUAUCAUGCAUCCACUGCGGAGCUCGGUUGGGAUACUUCAACUGGGCAGGAAUACAGUGCAACUGUGGCAGCUGGGUUACUCCUGCCUUCCAAAUUGUUAAGAGCAAAGUUGAUAUCAGCACCAUCUAGACCUCGGGUAUAGGACCCUCCCCUACCAUCAACAACUUUGAGAGACGAGGAGCAUGGCACUACUGGCGCCUGUCGGCUUAAUAUUUUGUGUACAAUAUGAACUAUACAGAAUACAAUGAAGCAGCGUCUUGUAUGUUUUUCCAUUGCUGAUCAGAAGCUGUGUGCAGCGAACACCGUGUAUUAGGGAUUUGCUGAUGUAACAAGUUGCCGUGAUGUCGGUGAUCUAUAUGGCUGGAAAUGGAUCGAAUAUAAUUUGAGCAGAGAAAGGCACACGAACUAGUGCAUUCAAAUGCGUGCCCAAUAUGAAUAGUAUUUCAUUCCUUUUUCAAGGUGCACAUGUAUCUUAUUAAGAUUCAAACUUUUUGUGAUAUGCAACCACCUAGUCUAACAGUUCUCAGA